This is a messenger RNA of Racocetra persica, 181 nucleotides long. The record is from the annotation of a GenBank genome assembly. Lineage: Eukaryota; Fungi; Glomeromycota; Glomeromycetes; Diversisporales; Gigasporaceae.
UAAACAAACUUAUUCUGAAUAUGGAUUUUGCGAUCCACAUGCUAGAAAGCACCAUAAAAGAGAACAGUACUAUUGGAAAAAGCAGGCUAAGUUAGCUUCGGCGGAGGCAACCAAACAGAUGCAAAAAGAUAAACACCUCGAUAUAGAAUUUGGCACCCAAACAAGUGCAGAGAUGCAGUAA